AGAGAGCAACAAUUUCAGCAUCUACAAGUUCAUCAACUUCUCGACUCGUCACCGGUGGGCGUGUGGUCCAAGCCGACGGUUAGACGCAAGACAAAGAUCGUGUGCACGAUCGGUCCUUCUACCAACACGCGUGAAAUGAUAUGGAAGCUGGCCGAAGCUGGAAUGAAUGUUGCUCGGAUGAACAUGUCUCAUGGAGACCACGCGUCUCAUCAGAAAGUUAUAGAUUUGGUUAAGGAAUAUAAUGCUCAAUCCAAAGACAAUGUAAUUGCAAUCAUGCUCGACACCAAGGGUCCUGAAGUUAGGAGUGGGGACCUGCCACAACCAAUCACAUUAAUGAGUGGGCAAGAAUUCACUUUUACAAUUCGGAGAGGGGUUGGCACAGCAGAUUCUGUUAGUGUGAACUAUGAUGAUUUUGUUAAUGACGUAGAAGUGGGUGACAUGCUUCUUGUUGAUGGUGGUAUGAUGUCAUUUUUGGUGAAGUCCAAGACAGAAGAUUCAGUGAAGUGUGAAGUUGUUGAUGGAGGAGAACUUAAAUCUAGGCGUCACUUAAAUGUUCGAGGAAAAAGUGCAACACUGCCUUCCAUCACUGAGAAGGAUUGGGAUGAUAUCAAAUUUGGAGUAGACAACAAAGUUGACUUUUAUGCUGUUUCCUUUGUUAAAGAUGCACAAGUAGUUCAUGAAUUGAAGAAUUAUCUGCAAAGCUGUGGUGCAGAUAUACACGUCAUUGUAAAAAUUGAAAGUGCAGACUCUAUCCCAAAUUUGCAUUCCAUUAUCACAGCAUCUGAUGGGGCAAUGGUUGCAAGAGGAGACCUUGGAGCAGAGCUCCCUAUUGAGGAGGUUCCACUUCUGCAGGAGGAGAUAAUCAGAAUCUGCCGUAGCAUGGGGAAAGCUGUUAUUGUGGCAACAAAUAUGCUGGAAAGCAUGAUUGUACACCCAACUCCAACCAGAGCAGAGGUAUCAGACAUUGCCAUCGCUGUCCGAGAGGGUGCUGAUGCAGUCAUGCUUUCUGGUGAAACUGCUCAUGGAAAGUUCCCCUUGAAAGCUGUUAAAGUCAUGCACACAGUUGCAUUACGGACGGAAGCUACCAUAUCAUGCGGUGAAAUGCCACCUAAUCUUGGUCAAGCCUUCAAGAACCAUAUGAGCGAGAUGUUUGCUUACCAUGCAACCAUGAUGUCUAACACUCUUGGAACCUCAAUUGUUGUCUUCACCAGAACUGGUUUCAUGGGUACCCUACUGAGCCACUAUCGACCUUCAGGCACCAUAUUUGCUUUUACAAAUGAGAAGAGGAUACAACAAAGGCUGGCUUCGUAUCAAGGAGUGUGCCCCAUAUACUUGCAGUUCUCAGAUGAUGCUGAAGAGACCUUUGCGAAUGCCUUAGCUCUACUAAAGAAUCAAGGGAUGGUGAAGGAGGGUGAAGAGGUAGCACUUCUUCAGAGUGGAAGACAACCCAUCUGGCGAUUCCAAUCCACUCACUAUAUUCAGGUCCGGCAAGCGUAAGCGCUAAGUAAGCUGAUGAGCCCACAUCAUUUUGCCACUUGCCCAUGCACUGUGAUCAUUUCAAACUAUCAGAACGCUUAGAUUUAUUCGGGGCUUCCCUCGGGUGGAUUGGUGUAAUUUUUGCUGGCAUUGUUAUAUAUGUGUAUUUCAAGAUUCCAUC
This is a messenger RNA of Corylus avellana, 1657 nucleotides long. Lineage: Eukaryota; Viridiplantae; Streptophyta; Magnoliopsida; Fagales; Betulaceae. The record is from RefSeq and is a predicted model, not a curated record.